CAACAGAAGAACCUGGAAGGCUACGUGGGAUUCGCCAAUCUUCCAAAUCAAGUGUACAGGAAGUCGGUGAAGAGAGGGUUUGAGUUCACACUUAUGGUAGUAGGUGAAUCAGGAUUGGGAAAGUCGACGUUAAUCAACUCCCUGUUCCUCACCGAUCUGUACUCCCCGGAGUACCCAGGCCCUUCCCACAGGAUAAAGAAGACGGUACAGGUGGAGCAGUCCAAAGUGUUAAUCAAGGAAGGUGGGGUUCAGCUGCUGCUCACGAUAGUGGACACCCCCGGAUUCGGAGAUGCGGUGGAUAAUAGUAACUGCUGGCAGCCCGUCACCGACUACAUCGACAGUAAGUUCGAGGACUACCUGAACGCAGAGUCGCGGGUGAACCGCCGGCAGAUGCCCGACAGCCGGGUGCAGUGCUGUCUGUACUUCAUCGCUCCGUCGGGACACGGACUCAAACCAUUGGAUAUUGAAUUUAUGAAGCGUUUACACGAAAAAGUGAAUAUCAUCCCACUUAUUGCCAAAGCAGACACACUCACGCCAGAGGAGUGCCAGCAGUUUAAAAAGCAGAUAAUGAAAGAGAUCCAAGAACAUAAAAUCAAAAUAUAUGAAUUUCCAGAAACGGACGAUGAAGAGGAAAAUAAGCUUGUUAAAAAGAUAAAGGACCGUUUACCUCUUGCCGUGGUAGGUAGUAAUACUAUCAUUGAAGUGAAUGGCAAAAGGGUCCGAGGAAGGCAGUACCCCUGGGGUGUUGCGGAAGUGGAAAACGGCGAGCAUUGUGACUUUACCAUUCUAAGAAACAUGUUGAUUAGGACGCACAUGCAGGACCUGAAGGACGUCACGAACAACGUGCACUACGAGAACUACCGGAGCAGGAAGCUGGCGGCCGUGACCUACAACGGCGUGGACAACAACAAGAGCAAAGGGCAGCUCACCAAGAGCCCCCUGGCCCAGAUGGAGGAGGAGAGACGGGAGCACGUGGCCAAGAUGAAGAAGAUGGAGAUGGAGAUGGAGCAGGUGUUCGAGAUGAAGGUCAAGGAGAAGGUGCAGAAGCUCAAGGACUCGGAGGCCGAGCUCCAGCGGCGCCAUGAGCAGAUGAAGAAGAACCUGGAAGCGCAGCACAAAGAGUUAGAGGAGAAACGCCGUCAGUUCGAGGAUGAGAAGGCCAGCUGGGAAGCUCAGCAGCGUAUUUUAGAACAGCAGAACUCUUCGAGAACCUUGGAGAAGAACAAGAAGAAAGGGAAGAUCUUUUAAACUCGCCAUUGACCACCAGUUACACACUCGUUGCCAACACGCCAGCUUGGACGCCAGUGUUCGUUGGGUCCGCUUGACCAACCUGCUCCAGUUCUGUCCAUAAUGAUGGAUUUAACAGCAUGACAAAAAUUAUUUUUUGUUGUUCUUGAUGGAGAUUAAGAUGCCUUGAAUUGUCUAGGGUGUUGUGUACUUAGAAAGUUACAGCUCUAAGUACCUUUCCCACAUUUUUCCCUUUUUUUAUUUUAUUUUAUUUUUUUUAUUAAACAGAUGUCUUCAAUUUAAUGCAAGAGAACACUUUACUGUUGUACAAUCAUGUUCUGGUGGUUUGAUUGUUUACAGGAUAUUCCAAAAUAAAGGACUCCAGAAGGUCUCACGGAGGAUACAUUGCCGUCAGACGGUGCGAACUCUGCUGCUCUGCGGUAACUGGUACAGAGUUCCACUCGGUGCAGCCGAGCGUGCUGGGAUUUAGCCUAACACAGUUGACCCUAUUUUUUGACACUUCCAUUGUUUAAAAAUACAAAUGGAAAAACCUAUACGCUUACAGUGCACCUAGAGCUUUUUAUAACAACCUUUUCUGUUGUUUGUUUUGGAUUCUUUAAAUAUAUAUUACUCUCAUUUAGUGCCCUUAGCCAGAGCCUCCUUACUGCUUCAUUUUUUAAUAACAUUUAAUUUAGAUAUUUUCCAUAUAUUGGCCCUGUUAAAAUAGAAUAUAGCAUCUUUCAUAUGGUAGGAGCCCACGAGGACUUUCCUUUAACUCCCUUUUUACACUUCGUGGUAAGUAGCAGGGGAACGCGUUUGUAGGUCAUUUCUAGGCAAAUCGCGGAGCUAACGACCGACCUGUUUCUACCUAUACGCCGUCUGUUUAUUUACUAGAAAUGGGAAUCAUGGCCUCGAAGGGAAGACGAAGUCACCACUCUGCAUUUAGCUGUAUUCAUAUAUUGCAUUUCUGUAUUUUGUUUGUAUUGUAAAAAUUCACAUAAUAAACAAUGUUGUGAUGUA
Messenger RNA from Tupaia belangeri chinensis (Chinese tree shrew), 2247 nucleotides. It is a transcript of the gene SEPTIN7, whose product is annotated as septin 7. The record is from RefSeq and is a predicted model, not a curated record. Lineage: Eukaryota; Metazoa; Chordata; Mammalia; Scandentia; Tupaiidae. Gene Ontology annotation, cellular component: septin complex. Gene Ontology annotation, molecular function: GTP binding.